Moneuplotes crassus is the source of this 1939-nucleotide messenger RNA. NCBI's taxonomy places the organism in Eukaryota, Ciliophora, Spirotrichea, Euplotida, Euplotidae. The record is from the annotation of a GenBank genome assembly.
UCUAUUUACUUUUGAUAUGAACUCGUCACAAAAAGUUUUGAUAGCAUCUAAACUAGCGAAAAAGAUGAAGAGGCAUUCUCUAAAUCCAAAGAAAAGAAGGAAGAUUAACUUUCAUACCAAAAAUACAAGCAGAGAGCGCUUUAUUAACUUUGAUCUCAAGGAUACAAAAAUCCCCCUUAAAGAGUCUGAAACAGCCAGGAUAAUAUUAAAAAAGAAUUCUAUGUCGAACACUGCGAAGAAAGGCUCUGAACCACUUUUCUUCAAAUCGAAAAGGCUCAUUCAGCGCUCUCCUCAAGCUGAGAGGAUAAAGUACGACAAGAAAAGUAGAGCAAAGAUGGGUUCGAGAAUAUCGAAGAAAGCAUUCCCUGAAAAAUUAGGUAAUUCAAGCGAGAGGCUAAACAUCCUUGAUGGAUAUCUCUGAAAUAGUAGCACUCGGUCCAAGUGACAGUCAAGACUAGAAGUCUUCAGGCUAUCUAAGAACCAGUUAACUCUACAUCCUCAUCCUUAUAACCGAAUGGCAGAAUUAAAAGAGGAUAUGAAGUAUAAAUAUAAUGGACCUCUCGAGAACGGAGUAAGAGAUUUUAAGACUCCUGACAAAGAGAGCCAUAACUUCUUCUGCAAAACUUUCAAGCAGCCAUUAGCAACCCAUUUACCUUCCUUGCAAGUUGAUAACAAGAAAGAGGCCAGCAACAGAUGCCUAAGGCAGACGUUGAACCCUUCGCUGGCAUUUACUCCAGGACAAACGAAGCAUCCUCAUCAUAAUUUUCACAACAACUCAAGACCUAGCAAUGAUAAGUUUCUUAUGAAAAACUUGCAGUUCCACCAUAUGUCAGUGAAAGGGUAUAUCCCCAUUCGUCCAGAUAAGAAGAAUCAGGACUCAUAUGUUGCUAGGAUCAUUCAUGGUGUGAAACCAAAGCCAAACAUUGAUAUCAAAAACGCCCUCCAAGAAGAAAAAUGUCCGAAAUCAAGCGAUAAAAUCGCACUACUUGGAGUAUUUGAUGGUCAUGGCAAGCAUGGGCAUUUGAUGUCUAACAAAGUUAAAGAUAUAUUCAGCCAGGACCUUGAGGGCAAGAAUUUAUGAAAUCCUAGAAACAUAAUGCUUGGCAAAAAUAAUUUUAAUGUUAAUCCUCCAAAACAGGCUACUACAUCAAGAGGUCUAGGGAAACCUUUACUAAGCGAGGUAUUCGAGAAAGACUCCGAUUGUAUCAAGGACUUUUUUAAAAAGAUCCAGGAGUCAAUCACUAGUGGCCAUGGGUCAUCAGAAGCUCCAAAAGUUAAGAAGGAAGACUCUUCUAAAUCAGUUCCCGAAUUGGAUAAUUCGUCAGAUUCAUAUAAAAAGGAAACAAAAUCUGUCCCCUUAUGAAACCCUAAAUUUAGCGGCACAACAGCAUGUGUUUGUAUAGUUCAUGGAACUGAGAUCACCUGUGCUAAUGUUGGAGACUCCAAAGCGGUCUUGUUUUCCUAUGACCAAGACAAAAAAUGGAGCGCAGUCUCUCUUUCAAAAGAACAUGCUUGUGACAUUCCAGAAGAAAAAGUUCGAAUAGAACUUUCAGGUGGCGAGAUCAAACCAUUUUAUGAUCCUAAUGGAAACCCAUUUGGACCUCAAAGAGUAUGGAAAUCAGGAUGUAAAAAGCCAGGAUUAGCUAUGACCAGAUCUCUUGGAGACACAUAUGCUCAUUCUGUGGGAGUAACUUGUGUUCCAGAGAUCCGAAAAUACCGAGUUCCCCAGAAAGGCCAAGGUUUGACCCACUUCCUCAUCCUUGCUACUGAUGGUCUUUGGGAGCAAUUUUCUGUGAUUGAAGUGCUCAAAUUUCUGAAGCAACACCACAGAAAAGAUAUUUCAGAAAUGACUGAGUUAUUAGUAAGUCUAUCUCGUGAAAAAUGGGCCAAGAACGAGAAGAUUAUUGACGAUAUUACUAUUAUUAUAGCAAAGUUUUAG